This is a messenger RNA of Necator americanus (New World hookworm), 309 nucleotides long. RefSeq lists its product as uncharacterized. The transcript has a single exon. Lineage: Eukaryota; Metazoa; Nematoda; Chromadorea; Rhabditida; Ancylostomatidae. Bases 1 to 309 code for a protein of 102 amino acids. The record is from RefSeq and is a predicted model, not a curated record.
AUGGAACCUAGAGUUUCGGAGUUCCAUGUUCCAUGUUUUGGAGUUAGCUUCGACAUCAAUGCCAAGAACCCACAUGACAUCAAGACCACGAGAAAAGUGAUCAACAUAGCCAGAAGUGUUGAUGGCCCCGCCAAGGUGGUCAACGAAAACGGCAUCAACACGAAGAUGAGCAGUGGAAUCGAGCAGGCGCAUACUGCAAAAACUCGGCUGAAUAGCGGCUCAACGCUCACCAAACUUAGACUCGAACCAAAUUGCUCACCUAAAGCUACCGUCAUCGGAAGUCCUAGCGAUCUGCUGAAUUCUGAGUGA